UCUCCCGCGUUUCUGCAAUUCCCUGCGCUGGUGAUGCGGUUAAAUGCAGAAUGCUAAUCUCACUCUCUGUGCUCGGCAGCUGCUCCGCCGCCGUCACCGCCUCAACUUUCUCCGUAUCAGCCAGCAAGGGUGUUUUUCACUGCAGGAGUACUCAUCGGAAGUCGCUCCGGUUCGAGGUUCGAGCCUUCCUCCAGAAAUCCCCGUCUUCACUCUCCGAUCAACCGUCCGUGGUUCUCGACAGUCUCCGAAUCCUCGAGUGGGACAAGGUCUGCGAUGCCGUCGCCUCCUUCGCCGGCACUUCACUUGGCAAGGAAGCCACCAAGGAACAAUUGUGGAAUUUGAGUCGAACAUACGAAGACAGUCUUACACUGUUACAGGAAACCAGUGCUGCUUUGGAAAUGCAUAAAUACGGUGCAAUGAUGGAGUUUACUGGACUUGAUAUCGAGCUGGUGAAACUUGCUAUACAAUGUGCACGUAGGGAUUCUCCUGUCAGUGGGAGUGAGGCCAUUGCUCUUGCAGCUCUGUUACAGUUUGCUGAAGAUUUACAGUCAAAUGUUAAAUCUGCAAUUAAACAAGAUGCAGAUUGGUAUCAGCGCUUCAUGCCUCUUACUGAAGUGAUUGUAGAACUUGAGAUAAGCCGAUCAUUAGUGAGCUUCAUACAACAAUUGGUUGAUGAAGAUGGCUCUGUUAAGGAUUCUGCGAGCUCUACUUUGAGACAAUCCCGUGAUCAAGUUCGUUUUCUUGAAAGAAAGUUGUACCAGUUGAUGGAGGCCUUGAUUAGGAAUGAAACAAGGGAAACAUCCUCUUUGGAAGUGAGCACAGUUGAUGGCAGAUGGUGCAUAAGAUCAGGAUCUGCUCAGCGAAUGGGCUUUGAGGGGCUUCUGUUGUCAAGCGGUUCAGGUAUGGGAAGUAUUAUCGAACCUCUCCCAGCUGUUGCAUUAAAUGAUGAGUUGCAACAAGCAAGGGCAUCUGUGGCUAAGGCUGAGGCUGAUGUUCUCUUUAAGAUAACAAAGAAGAUGCAAGAAGAUCUUCAUGACAUCGAAAAUGUUUUCAGUAUCAUAGUUGGAAUAGAUGCUAUUAAUGCUCGAGCACAGUAUAGCCUGUCACUUGGAGGUGCAUAUCCUGAUUUAUUUUUGCCACAAGACAAGGGCACCUCUGUUGCUGCUGAUGCAAUGCUGGAGGAUGGAACUUCCAUUACAUCUCAGGGAAAAUGGACUUUGUAUCUACCAAAAGCCUAUCAUCCCUUACUCCUUCAAAAGCAUCGGCAGAACCUUCAAAAGGCAAUGAAAGAUGUCCGAAAUGCCACUGCUGAAAUCAGGAGGAGGAAACAGCAAGGGCGAGUUACUCGUGAAGAAUCAAAUUUGGACAUAUCAUCCUUGGAGAUGGAGGUUGCUAAAGUUAAACAAGCUCCCCCGGUUCCUGUUGACAUAUUUAUAGCCCAAAAUACUAAAGUUCUGGUCAUUACUGGCCCCAAUACUGGAGGAAAAACCAUUUGCUUGAAGACUCUUGGGUUGGCUGCUGUGAUGGCAAAGUCGGGCCUUUAUGUGCUAUCUUCUGAACCAGUGAAGAUCCCUUGGUUUGACUAUGUGUUGGCUGAUAUUGGUGAUGAACAAUCCUUAUCUCAGUCUUUGUCUACUUUUUCUGGCCAUCUAAAACAAAUUAGUAAAAUCCAGUCUUGUUCAACAAAUAUGUCCCUUGUGCUAUUAGAUGAAGUUGGUGCAGGGACAAAUCCUUUGGAGGGAGCAGCGUUGGGGAUGUCAUUGCUAGAAUCUUUUGCAGAAGCUGGUACUUUGCUGACAAUAGCUACAACACAUCAUGGAGAACUCAAGACCCUUAAAUACAGUAAUAAGGCCUUUGAAAAUGCAUGUAUGGAAUUUGAUGAAGUGAAACUGAAGCCAACUUAUAAGAUUCUUUGGGGAGUUCCAGGACGUUCAAAUGCAAUCAAUAUUGCUGAAAGGCUUGGAAUUCCAAAGGUGAUUCUGGAUAAUGCUCGUGAACUUUAUGGAGUAGCAAAUGCAGAAAUUAAUGAGGUUAUACUUGAUAUGGAGAGAUUUAAGCAGAAAUUUCAUGAGCAAAUUCACGAGGCUCAACAUUACUUGAAGGUCUCAAGAGAACUUCAUCAGAAGUUACUUGUCACCAGAAAGAGAAUCACUGAGCAUGGCAUUGAACAAAGAUACAGGAAGAUAGAAGAAAUGUCUCGGGUAGCAGCAGCAGCGCGCUCUGCACUUCACAGGAGAGCACGACAAUUUCGUGCAUCUCCUAGGCAACCUUCUGAAACAAAUUCAAACAACGGACAGUACACUUCAGCAUUGGAAAGUGACAAUACUAACAAGACAUUGGAAAUCGAAACAUGUGAAGCUACCACCAUGGCUGAGAGCGCAGUCAACAACUUAAAGCCACGUGUUUCAGCGCAAAAGAGGGCUGGACUUCCCAACGUGGGUGAUGCAGUGCAUAUUGUUUCCCUAGGCAGGAAAGCUCUUGUCCUAAAAGUGGAUUCUUCUCGAGAUGAAGUCGUAGUUCAAGCCGGUAACCUGAAGCUUAAAUUGAAAGCAUCAGAUGUAACUUAACAGCUAGGUGUUCAUCAUCCCUUGAGCUCAGAUGUAUUUCGUGGCUUGCCAAUAGCUAUUAAUACUAGUGCAGUGCAUGACUUUCUGCCUCGGCAUAAAGUACCUUCCUCAAUUGUAUUUCCCACGUAUAUAUUUGAUGCGAUAUAUAUAUCGUAUAUGUCUAUAUUUA
This is a messenger RNA of Ipomoea nil (Japanese morning glory), 2736 nucleotides long. RefSeq names its product endonuclease MutS2. Gene Ontology annotation, molecular function: ATP binding; endonuclease activity; mismatched DNA binding. NCBI's taxonomy places the organism in Eukaryota, Viridiplantae, Streptophyta, Magnoliopsida, Solanales, Convolvulaceae. The transcript is spliced from 20 exons. The record is from RefSeq and is a predicted model, not a curated record. Bases 51 to 2567 code for a protein of 838 amino acids. Gene Ontology annotation, biological process: negative regulation of DNA recombination; mismatch repair.